UUAAGGUUUUAACUCAGAGUUUGUUGAACCUGCUUUCUGAAACAGACCCCUGUUCAUCUGUUCAUCUGUUCAUCACCUGUUCAUCUGUUCAUCACCUGUUCAUCUGUUCACCUGUUCAGACAGGAGUCUAAUGAAGACAAUUAAUAUUCGUAUUCAGUCUGCAGCUCAGUGAGGGAUUUCGUAGUAUGACAUCACUGUGACAUCACUGUGACUGUUUAUUGUUUGUUCGUAGGAUCUGAUUUACAAACUGACGGCUUCAGUCUGCAGACGUGCCGCAACAUCAUCAGCCUGCUGGACGUAUCCUUCAGUUUCAUUUUUCAGAGACAAAGAGACAGACAGACAGACAGACAGACAGACAGACAGACAGUAUGGUCUUUAACCAGACUCAGAUGGACGGCAGUAGUAAACUGGGUCUUCAGGAGUUUCAUCGUCUGUGGACGAAGAUCCAGAAAUACCUGGAGAUCUUUAAGAGUCACGACUCCGAUGCUUCUGGAACGAUGAGCAGUCAUGAGAUGAGAGCGGCGCUGGCUGAAGCAGGUUUCCAGGUGAACAGCGCUGUGAUUCAGGAGAUCGUCGGCCGUUAUGCUGACACGAGUUACGCCAUCGACUUCGACUGUUUCAUCGGCUGUCUGAUCCGUCUGGAGAUGCUCUUCAAGAUGUUCAGGACUCUGGACAAGAAGAACCAGGGGAAGAUCCAACUGGACCUGCAGCAGUGGCUCUGCCUCGCCAUCAACUGAUGCCCGCCCGCUGCAGUGCAUGCUGGGAGUUCUGUUUGAAAGGUUUUAAAUGAAGUCUGGAUCUGAAUACGUCUUUAACUCUGUGUGGAGCAUUAAAGGAUUUAAGGUGGAAAUUAAAACUGAAUACAAACUGA
Messenger RNA from Morone saxatilis (striped sea-bass), 871 nucleotides. RefSeq names its product calpain-2 catalytic subunit-like. The transcript is spliced from 5 exons. Lineage: Eukaryota; Metazoa; Chordata; Actinopteri; Moronidae. The record is from RefSeq and is a predicted model, not a curated record. Gene Ontology annotation, molecular function: calcium ion binding. Bases 369 to 737 code for a protein of 122 amino acids.